UGUCCUCUGGGGAAGAGUUUGGGAGGUCACUAGCUUUUAUUUUGAAAGCCAUUAUUGGGGCUCCUGGAACUUCUCUGAGACCAGGUUUGUGGUGGAGUUUCCUUUCUGAGGUCUGACUGCCAGACCUGGACCCAAGCUCUUUCCUCUGCUCUCAGCCAGGUAUCCUGAGCUUUCUGCUGCUGCUCUCUGGGAUUUUAAACUCACAUCCCAGCGCCCGACAAAAACCAUCAGUGAAGAAUAGUGUGACAGAUCCUCCACAAAUACAUAAGCUAUGAUCAGGUGGACGGUGCUUCUGUCUUUGUGUCUGAGCUACAUCUCAGCAACAUUUGAUUAUCUGUAUGAAGAGCACUCCUUCAUGGACCCAGAGGAUGUCCUGAGUGUGAGAAUUCCUCUGGAGGGGGAACAGCGCCCUCUGCUGGGAGGAUUUCUGAUACUACCGUGUCUCUUUGAGGACCACACGUUUCCAGAUCCUGGAGCCCCUCCCAUCGUCCCCCUUUCUCAUCGCAUCAAAUGGAGCCACGUCACUAAAGAAAAGGUCACAACAAUCCUGGUGGCCUUAGAGGGACAGGUGCACAUCAGCAAGAGCUUCCUGGACAGAGUUCACCUGCUCAGCUACCCCCAAACCCCAACAGAUGCCAGCCUCAAGAUUACCGAGCUGCGCUCCAGUGACUCGGGAGUGUAUCGCUGUGAGGUGCAACACGGGAUCGAAGACAACCAUGACAUUGUGCAUGUUCAUGUUCAAGGUAUCGUGUUCCACUACCGGGCCAUUAUGGGUCGCUACACUCUGACCUUUGAGAUGGCAGAGGCAGCCUGCUCCCAGAACAGUGCAGUUGUUGCUUCCUCCGAGCAGCUCCAAGCAGCCUAUGAUGACGGUUUCCACCAGUGUGAUGCUGGCUGGUUGUCUGAUCACACAGUCAGGUACCCGAUCCAUGAUCCCCGUGUGAACUGCUACGGUGACAAAGAAGAACUUCCUGGUGUCAGAACGUACGGAGUCAGAGAUCUCAGUGAGACAUAUGAUGUUUACUGUUUUGCUGAGAAGAUGACAGGAGGAGUUUUCUAUACGACUUCUGCAGAAAAGUUCACCUUCUCAGAAGCUGAGUCGGCAUGUUCCCGUCAGGGAGCCCAGCUGGCCACUACGGGUCAGCUGUACCUUGCCUGGAAAAGCGGGAUGGACAUCUGCAACGCUGGCUGGCUGAGAGACGGGAGCGUCCGUUAUCCUAUUAACAUCCGACGGCCACAGUGCGGAGGGGGUCUGCUGGGGGUGCGGACUGUUUACCUCCACACAAACCAGACGGGAUACCCACUUUCUGAGUCACGCUAUGAUGCCUUCUGCUACACUGAGGCUCCUGAUGAAGAGAGUUCAGGCGCAGCUGAGGGGAGUGGCGUGCUGUCUGUUACCAGCGUGACUCAGAGUCCAGAGCUGUUCUUUAGCAGGGUGACCACAGAGAGUGAGGUGAUUGGGGAGGUGGAGACUCAGCUCCCGUUGGAUCUGAAUGAGACAGAGAGCCAAACUGAGCCAUCACUGCUUCAACCACCUAGUGUUGAUGACCCGAUCGAGGCCGCCACCGCCCAACCGGGUGUUUACAAGGAGCCCAGCGAAACCUUUGUUGUAUCUUCAGAGGAUGUUGUCUUCCAUUACCGCUCAAGUGCUGGACGCUAUGCCUACAUGUUUGUUGAGGCCCAGUUGGCCUGCCAGAGUGUUGGGGGCUCCAUUGCUACACCUCAACACCUGCAGGCUGCAUAUGAGUCUGGGUACCAUCAGUGUGAUGCAGGCUGGCUUCUGGACCAGACUGUGAGGUAUCCUGUUGUUUUUCCCAGAGAAAAGUGCGCUGGAGAUCUAGGAGAUGAACCAGGAGUUCGGUCGUAUGGUCUAAGACCAGCAGAUGAGAGAUAUGAUGUGUAUUGCUACACCGGGAAGCUAACAGGAGAGGUUUUCCAUGUUGGAUCUGCUGAAGGCUUCACCUAUGAUGAGGCUGUUUCUAGCUGUCAAAACCACAGCGCAGUGUUGGCGUCCACUGGAGAGCUCUAUGCUGCCUGGAAAAUGGGUUUUGACAAGUGUCGUGCAGGCUGGCUCCUGGAUCGCAGCGUCCGUUAUCCCAUCAACAACCCACGUUCUGAGUGUGGGGGAGGAAAAUCAGGAGUUCACACCGUGUAUGCACACCCUAAUCAGACAAGAUACCCCGAACUUGAUGCCAAAUUUGAUGCAUACUGUUUCAGAGCGAAUGUUCUGCAUCAAACAAACAAAACUCAACUGAACAUCACAGUUAUCCAGGAGGCUCUACUAAACCAGACAUCAGUGAUUGAUCUGUUGAUGCUCAAUGUUUCCUCCAUCGUUCUUCCAAUCCCUGUGGAGAUGUCGGGAUCUGGUUCUGGCUUGGCAGAUAUUGGCUCAGGUUCUGUCAAUGGUAGCAUCUCAGGGGGUCACUCUGGCAACCUGUCUGGGUCUGGAAACCUCCCUGGCUCAGGAGACAGACUUACCUCUGGGGACUCAUCUGGAUCGGGAGACAUAUCUGGUUCUAGGGACAUGUCUGGCUCUGGAGCUUUGUCUGGCUCAGGAGACCUCUCUGGUUCUGGGCACCAGUCUUCCUCUGGAGACUCAUCUGGAUCUGGGCACCAGUCUUGCUCGGGAGACUCAUCUGGUUCUGGGCACCAGUCUUCCUCUGGAGACUCAUCUGGUUCUGGGCACCAGUCUUCCUCUGGAGACUCAUCUGGUUCUGGGCACCAGUCUUCCUCUGGAGACUCAUCUGGUUCUGGGCACCAGUCUUCCUCGGGAGACUCAUCUGGAUCUGGACACCAGUCUUCCUCGGGAGACUCAUCUGGAUCUGGACACCUGGCUGGAAGUACAAGCACAGGUGGUUCUGGAUCAGGUCUCAGUGGAGUAGGAUCUGGCAUCACGUUUUUUUUCUCUGGAGCUGACAACAUUGUGUCAGAAGAGGGCACCUCAUCAGGAGGACCGCAAGAAGCUGGAGAGGGAUUCACAGAAAAUUGUAUCGUCUCUUCAUCAGGAUCAUGGUCUGGAUGUUCUAGUGGUGACCUGUCACCGUCUGGAUCUGGUUCUGGCGCUACAAAGAGUGAGGAUAGCUUGGGGGGAAGUGGACAUUUCUCAGGCAGCACAUCUGGUUUCACUUCAGGCCAGGAUUUAUCUGGUUUUCUUUCAGGAUCAUCAUCAGGAAGUGGAGAGUCAGGAGAGCUUUCUGGAAGUGGAGAUCUCCAAAUCGUAUUGGUUGAUGAGAAACUCGUUCAUGCUUCUACUACCCUUAAAGAGAAUGAACUUGGUGCGGGUCCUCUUGUGUUCAGUGGUUCUGGAGACCUUUUAGGAUCUUCUUCUGGAAGUGGAUUGUCAGGAGAGCUUUCUGGAAGUGGAGAUCUCCAGAUCUUACAGAUUGAUGAAAAUCUCAUUGAUGAAUCUACUGCUCAGAAGGGAUAUGAACUUGGCGCAGGUCCACAUGUGUUCAGUGGUUCUGGAGACCAUUCAGGAUUGGGGGUCUUCAGUGGAGACCACAGUGGUUCUGCAUCUAGAAGUGAAUCUGAGUUUGUCUCUGGUGUGAUCCUGAUGGGUUCAGGUUUAAUGGAACUCACUGUUUCAUCUUCUGGAGAACACAAGGAGGCAUCAGGGAUUGUAUUCUAUAGCUCUGGACAAGGAAGUGGUGGACAAAUAUCUGGAUUUGGAAGCUCAAGUUUUCUCUCUGGUUCUGGUUCUGAGUUGUCUGGAUCAGCAGUUUCUGGAUCAGGGUUCUCUGCCAGUGGAGAAGAAGGCAGUGUUAAACUCCUGACAGAUGAUCUAAUAAAAGCACCCAGACAGACUGAAGCGCCACAAGAGCUGGGACAGGGUUCAGUUCAGUACAGUGGAGAAGAAAGUGGAAGCAGCUUCUCUGGUGGAAGGGUCUUUGACCUCUCCACAGCUCCAGGAGCUCCAACUUCUUCUGUAGCUUCCACUGAAGAUCUGUCAGAGGCAGUGCUGCCCUCUCCACCUGCUGAACCAGUACCAACAGAACCUACAAGACUACCAGAGGACCAUCCAAAUGAGGCUGAAGAAACUGAAACCUUCAGUGAAACUUAUAUGAUGCCAAGUUUUGAAAGAAUUCCUGAAGGACUGGUGGCUCCUCCUACUGCAGCUAAACCAGCGUUUGUGGAGACACCAGCCACAGCAGGAGGCUUUGACCCGUGCGAGUCCGGUUCCUGUGUUAAUGCUUCCUGCUCUGCAGAGGACGGGUCUGCUCUCUGUUUGGAGGUCGAGGUGUGCCAUCCCAACCCUUGUGCCAAUGGAGCUACCUGUGUGGAGAGUGCAGACUCUUUCAAAUGCUUAUGCCUGCCCAGCUACGGAGGGAAACACUGUAAGAUCGAGGAGCAGCAGUGUGAAGAUGGCUGGACUAAAUUUCAAGGAAACUGUUACCUGCACAUCUCUGACAGAAAGGAUUGGCUUGGUGCAGAGAAUCACUGCCAAGGCCUAGAGGCACACCUGGUCAGCAUCAUCACACCCGAGGAGCAGCAUUUUGUCAAUGCAUUUGCAAAUGACUACAAGUGGAUCGGACUGAGCGACAAAGCAGUUGAAAGGGACUUUCAGUGGACUGAUGGGACACCAAUGCAAUACGAGAACUGGAGGCCAAACCAGCCAGACAACUACUUCAACUCAGGAGAAGACUGUGUGGUAAUGGUCUGGCAUGAGAAGGGUCAGUGGAAUGACGUGCCCUGUAACUACCACCUGCCGUUCACUUGCAAGAAAGGACCAGUGUCAUGUGGAGCGCCACCUGAAGUGGAAAAUGCUCACACAUUUGGUGCCAGGAGGCUGCAAUAUCCCGUCAACUCCAUCAUUCGUUAUCAGUGCAAGCCAGGCUUCAGACAGCGCCAUCUACCUGUGGUCCGCUGCCAAGAUGACGGGCACUGGGAAAAACCCAGAGUGGAGUGUACUGAUGUGAAAGCCAGGAAGAGAAUACAGCACAGGAGCAGCUGGGAUCCAGCAGUCAGCAGCACAGAGAAAUAAACCAUGAAAAUUAAAUUAGCUUUUAAAGAACAAGAGCUGUUCAGGAAAAGCCAUUUAAGAGUAGAUUAUUUUAUAAAUUAAACUGACUGAACUCCCACUUUUGGAGGGGCUAUACCAUGGUCAUUCGAUUUUCUUUGUCUUCUCCUGCUCGAACUAAUAUAUGUUUUGUUGCUCUGAGUUUAUUGACGAUGUGUGAUUUCCAAAAUGAGAUGUAAUAUAAAUACUCACUGGUGUUCUGAGUUUUACAUCUCUGUGUAGUCUUCUAUGGGUUGUUGUUGGCAUCAUUAGAUUUGCUGUGAAAGUCACUUCAUCAGGUGCUAAAGAGAUCGAUGAACUCAUGCAGCGCCUGUUCUUGUUCCAGAUGUAACAGAUGAGCAGCAGGGAAAAAAGGGUCUAAAACUGACAUGUAUUAUCUGAAUUCAUUUCACGGUUUCAGUCUUGCCUUCUGCCAUUUGUAUGCAUGUGAAAGUGCAAUAGGUGGGGAGUGAAUCUAUAGCAAAGAGCAGCUGCUCAAGUUUCUGCCAAGGUGUAAAGUCAGAGCAAAGAUCUUAAAUGUUUAUUUCAGAUCCGAAUAACAAAGAACUCUAAAGUGAACAUCACAAUUUGGUUAGUGAACUGAUUUGAACUCAAUGUACUUUGGCUUUCUGAGUGUUUUUGAGGCUUUUUGCUGGUAAAUUAAAUUAUUUUCAAUGAAUUUAGCAAAAAAAAAAAUUUAAACGAUUCAGUUUCUAAGUUGAUGUCAUUUGAAGGGUGGUCUGAAAUGUUUUGGAGCCAUCAGUGGUGUUAUUUAAGCUAUUUUAAAAUCAUUAUUCUACAGUAAGAAAAGAGCCUGUUGAAACCCAACUGUGAGAUACAGUUUUAAUCUUUCAUAUUUGGAUGACUGAAAUUCAAAAGUAGUUUAUUCAUCAAUCUCUAAUCAUAUUUUGAUAUUUGUUAUUUAUUGUGAAAAGAUCCCUUUGGUUGACUGUUAAUAUUAGAGAGUCAGUUUUAUGUCCUUUUCCAAUGAGACCACAGCAGCAUCAGCAACCCAACCCUCCCCGGUCUACAUGCUGGAGACCUUUGCUGGGGUUGUUUAGCGUGUUUUCACAGAUUACCCUUCACAUGCUGUGCAGGACACAGUUUCUGUUCAGAACCAGUGUGAUGAGCCUUUUUCAUGUUUGUAACCUGAAAAGAAAAUAACUUGGCUUUCAUUUGCGUGCUUGUGUUGCUGUAUGUGGGGCUGUGCCUCUUAAAGUGAUGUCAUCUGCAGCAUAAUAAACCAAAGACUCACUAUUUAA
This is a messenger RNA of Nothobranchius furzeri (turquoise killifish), 6258 nucleotides long. Its product is annotated as aggrecan core protein. Gene Ontology annotation, biological process: positive regulation of neuroblast proliferation; glial cell differentiation; skeletal system development. NCBI's taxonomy places the organism in Eukaryota, Metazoa, Chordata, Actinopteri, Cyprinodontiformes, Nothobranchiidae. Gene Ontology annotation, cellular component: synapse; perineuronal net. The record is from RefSeq and is a predicted model, not a curated record. Gene Ontology annotation, molecular function: hyaluronic acid binding; calcium ion binding.